AUGGUCACCGGUUCCAUGAUGAGCGCGCCGAUACAGCCCAACGAAGUCCGGAUCGACCACGAUGCAACGGCCGCGAGCCGGAAGCAGCAAGCCAACGCAGCAGUGGCUCGAGCCAAUGUCGACAACCUACGAGAUGACCCAGAAGCUCGAGCGGCGUUUCUUUCGACGUUUUCUGCGGAAGAGGAAAGGUCUGUCAUCAAGAAAGUUGACAGGGCCUUCCUGGUUCUCAUCGGCGUGAUGUUCAUGAUCAAGCAGCUCGGCAUGCUAACGAGUUUCCAGAUUGACCAAACCAAUGCUGCAAAUGUUCGGGUGUUGCAAGCGGGGGAGUCGCGAAAUAUCAUGCAAGAGCUCGACAUGACGUCUGAUCAAUACAACUGGGUUGGAUCCAUCUACGGCGUAAGUGACUACCGAAGCUCAUGA
Colletotrichum fioriniae is the source of this 420-nucleotide messenger RNA. The record is from RefSeq and is a predicted model, not a curated record. Lineage: Eukaryota; Fungi; Ascomycota; Sordariomycetes; Glomerellales; Glomerellaceae.